Panthera uncia (snow leopard) is the source of this 3515-nucleotide messenger RNA. It is a transcript of the gene SLC44A2, whose product is annotated as solute carrier family 44 member 2. Gene Ontology annotation, cellular component: membrane. Gene Ontology annotation, biological process: transmembrane transport; choline transport. Lineage: Eukaryota; Metazoa; Chordata; Mammalia; Carnivora; Felidae. The coding region runs from base 181 to 2301 and encodes 706 amino acids. Gene Ontology annotation, molecular function: choline transmembrane transporter activity. The transcript is spliced from 22 exons. The record is from RefSeq and is a predicted model, not a curated record.
GAGGCAACUGCUCCGCUAGGGCCGGUCAGACCGGUUUGGGCCGCCCCGCCUGGCUCUCCGCUGGGAGGAGCCGCCGCCAGUGGGUCCAUCGGUCCCGCCUUCGGGACGCCCGCGCGUCCGGACCCAGUGCCGAGGGGGCUCGGAGCAGGCGGGCGGCGCCGGUGCUGGGCGCCCGCGGGGAUGGGGGGCGAGCGGCCGCAUUACUACGGGAAGCACGGAACACCGCAGAAGUAUGACCCUACCUUCAAAGGACCCAUUUACCACAGGGGCUGCACAGACAUCAUUUGCUGUGUGUUCCUCCUCCUGGCCAUUGUGGGCUAUGUGGCUGUAGGCAUCAUAGCCUGGACCCAUGGGGACCCUCGAAAGGUGAUCUACCCCACUGAUAGCCGAGGCGAGUUCUGCGGGCAGAAGGGCACAAAAAAUGCGAACAAACCCUACCUGUUUUAUUUCAAUAUUGUGAAGUGUGCCAGCCCCCUGGUCCUGCUGGAAUUCCAGUGCCCCACCCCCCAGAUCUGCGUGGAGAAAUGCCCCGACCGUUACCUCACCUACCUGAACGCUCACAGAUCCCAGGACUUUGAAUACUACAAGCAGUUCUGCGUGCCUGGCUUCCAGGGCAACAAGGGUGUGGCUGAAGUGCUUCGGGAUGGCGACUGCCCUGCUGUCCUCAUCCCCAGCAAGCCCUUGGCCCGGCGAUGCUUCCCAGCCAUCCACGCCCACAAGGGGGUCCUCAUGGUGGGCAACGAGACAACCUAUGAGGACGGGCACGGCUCUCGAAAAAACAUCACAGAGCUGGUGGAGGGUGCCAAGAAGGCCAAUGGGGUCCUGGAGGCGCGGCAGCUGGCCAUGCGGAUAUUUGAAGAUUACACAGUUUCCUGGUACUGGAUCGUCAUAGGCCUGGUCAUCGCCAUGGUGAUGAGCCUCCUGUUCAUUGUCCUGCUCCGCUUCCUGGCUGGCAUUAUGGUCUGGGUGAUGAUCAUCAUGGUGAUUCUGGUGCUGGGCUACGGAAUAUUUCACUGCUACAUGGAGUACACGCGACUGCGUGGCGAGGCCGGCUCCGACAUCUCCCUGGUGGACCUCGGCUUCCAGACAGACCUCCGCGUGUACCUGCACUUGCGGCAGACCUGGAUGGCCUUCAUGAUCAUUCUGAGCAUCCUUGAGGCUGUUAUCAUCUUACUGCUCAUCUUUCUGCGGAAGAGAAUUCUCAUCGCCAUCGCACUCAUCAAAGAAGCCAGCAGGGCCGUGGGAUACGUGAUGUGCUCUCUGCUCUACCCACUUGUCACCUUCCUCCUGCUGUGUCUUUGCAUCGCCUACUGGGCCAGCACUGCUGUCUUCCUGUCCACUUCCAACGAAGCUGUCUAUAAGAUCUUUGAUGAUGGCACCUGCCAAGUUGCCGGGAAAACCUGCAACCCUGAGACCUUCGCCUCCUCCAAUGAAUCUCGCCUGUGCCCCGGUGCCCACUGCCAGUUCGCCUUCUAUGGUGGUGAAUCCGGCUAUCACCGGGCCCUGCUGGGCCUGCAGAUUUUCAAUGCCUUCAUGUUCUUCUGGCUGGCCAACUUCGUGCUGGCCCUGGGCCAGGUCACGCUGGCUGGGGCCUUCGCCUCCUACUACUGGGCCCUGCACAAGCCAGACGACCUGCCUGCCUUCCCACUCUUCUCUGCCUUCGGCCGGGCGCUCAGGUACCACACAGGCUCCCUGGCCUUUGGUGCCCUCAUUCUGGCCAUUGUGCAGAUCAUCCGAGUGAUGCUCGAAUACUUGGAUCAGCGCCUCAAAGCUGCGGAGAACAGGUUUGCCAAGUUCCUCAUGACCUGUCUCAAAUGCUGCUUCUGGUGCCUGGAGAAGUUCAUCAGAUUCCUCAACAGGAAUGCCUACAUCAUGAUUGCCAUCUACGGCACCAACUUCUGCACCUCGGCCAGGAAUGCCUUCUUCCUGCUCAUGAGAAACAUCAUCAGAGUGGCUGUCUUAGACAAAGUUACCGACUUCCUUUUCCUGUUGGGCAAACUUCUGAUCGUGGGUAGUGUGGGGAUCCUGGCAUUCUUUUUCUUCACCCACCGUAUCAGGAUUGUGCAGGACACAGCACCGCCCCUCAAUUAUUACUGGGUCCCUAUACUGACGGUGAUCAUCGGCUCCUACCUGAUUGCCCAUGGCUUCUUCAGUGUCUACGGCAUGUGUGUGGACACGUUGUUCCUCUGCUUCUUGGAGGACCUGGAGAGGAAUGAUGGCUCAGCCGAGAGGCCUUACUUCAUGUCUCCCAACCUCAAGAGGCUCUUGAACAAGACCAACAAGAAGCUGGCCGAGUCCUAAAGGCCCCGCUCCCCCGCGCCCCACACACCUCUCCAGAAAUCUCACACCGGGUGCUCGGCAGCUGGGCCAGAACCCUUGGCCCGCUGGGCUCACGUGAAGUCCUGUCACUGCCGCCCCCCCCCGCCCCGCCCCGACCCGUCCGGUCAUCACUGGACCCCAGGGACCUGAAAGAUUCGGGGCGUCUCCUCCCCUGUGCCGAGGGGCCUUCGGAGUUUUCCUGGCGGCGCCCCGAGACGCCACGAGUCACGCCAGCUCUCGCUGGCCUGGACGGGGAGAAGUCCGUUGAGGCCUCUGAUGUCCGACCUGCAGUGGGGCCCGACCUCUGUGGGCCGCCGCCCGCUUCCUGUCGCUGCCUUCCAACGGGGCAGUGUCUGCGUCUGCGACCGUGGUGGCCGAAGCGGGCUGCGGUUCCUCAGGCGCCCGUUCUCUCGUGUCUGCUCCGGCCAGGACCAAGCCCCUUCUCCAUGGCUGAACGGCUGACUCACAGGCUGCCACAUGCGUUUCUUUCUUUUUUUUUUUUAACCUGGACGUGCAUUAAAGGGUCUGUUAGCUUUUUCCUGUCUGUCUCAAAGGCUGAGCCGGGGCCAGCUGAGGAGUGCCUUCUGUUGUCCCCUCCCCGCCGAACGUGGCUGGGGUGGGAGUGGGGUGGCCAGGUGGGGGUGUCUCCUGGCAUGGGAGGCCACAGCAGGGGUGUCACGGAAGGAGAGGGAGCUAGUCUGUUGGGGGAGGGCAGCUGGGAGCAGAGCCGGUGCAGGAGGGAGGAGGCCGCUAAUGGCUGUUUGAUGGGAACCUGCUGGCUGGCUGGCUGGAGGAGUUGGGCCCGAUUUCCCCCCUUCUCCUGCCAGUUACUGACACAGCUCUCUUUGUAAGAGAGAAAGAACCUGAAUCCCCCAAGGGGCGAUUUCAGGGGAAGGGGUGGGUGGGGGCAGAUGCCGUGAGCAAACCGGGCCGCCUCUGCGCAGUCACCUCGCCUUGAGGAUUCUUUUGCCAAAUUUGUGGAACUCCAUGGACCUGGUCUCCUGGUUCCCCCUUCGCCACGUCCCAGGCCCCUGACUUCAUCAGCACCGUGUUAGGGUCCGGAAGAGGGAGAAACCCAGGCCUGGGGUCCCAGGCUCUUGUGUCUGCCCGCCAUCCCUCAGGCCCCCUCGUUCUGUCUGCACACUCUUGCGUGUUAACUGCAUUCCAACCACUAAUAAAGUGCCUAUUGUACAGAG